Messenger RNA from Daldinia vernicosa, 3112 nucleotides. RefSeq names its product galactose oxidase. The transcript is spliced from 3 exons. The record is from RefSeq and is a predicted model, not a curated record. Gene Ontology annotation, molecular function: protein binding. Lineage: Eukaryota; Fungi; Ascomycota; Sordariomycetes; Xylariales; Hypoxylaceae. Bases 312 to 2603 code for a protein of 763 amino acids.
CGGAGAUAGCGAAAGAAACAACCCCUGCCAUUGGCAAAUACACUAAUCCGUACUGCACCCAACUUGAUCAAAUAUUGGCUGAUACAACACGACGACCAGCCCUUCAUCACCGAUAUUCCAAGGUCUAAGGUCCACAUCGGUAUUAUAAUAUUCAUUGAAUCUAAUCAACCAGUCACUCGCUCUUGUCCCCCAUCGCAAACCCUUUGCGAACAAAGGGACUAGAAAUGUCGACGUAGCCUUGCGAUCGAUUUUUCAUUCUCUAUCCGCAGCCUUGCAACUUGUGAUUCCGCUGCCUUAUAGUAGCCCAAAUUAUGGCCCAUCCCUCGACUCCAUCCGCAAUUGCUCACUCCCUUUUUGGUGGACCCGUCAGCUCAACACAUCAUCAUCAUCAUCAUCAUCCGGCUCUCCCUUUACCGUCUGUCACACCAGCGACUUCGAAUGCGCCGACCCCCGUAUCCGCCUCCGCCAUGUCUGCCGUGUCCUCUAACAACACAUUUGUCAUGACAAAUUCGCCUAUGAAGAGUAGGGCUAUAAUGGAUAAUUACCGGCCUAAGGUGACACGAACCCUCGGCCAACGACCCGCCUGCUUGGUGAACGCCUCGGUUACAUAUUGUGGUAACAAUCAAAUAUAUGCAUUCGGCGGUUUCGACCAGUACACGGAUGAGGUCUACAACCACGUACUGAAGCUAGACCUCGUAAGCCAUCAAUGGAGCUUGGUUGAUAACUAUGGAGAUAUCCCUGGUGUAAGAAUGGGACACACUGCGACCUUGUAUCAGGGUGACAAGCUUCUUGUUUUCGGUGGCGAGAAUGAGCACAGGACAUAUCUUUCCGAUUUGAUAAUAUUUGAUCUGAAGAGUGCCCACUGGACCCAGCCUCAAGUGUCUGGUCCCGUCCCCAAGGGCCGAGCCAGACAUGCGGCUGUCCUACAUGAGGACAAGUUGUUCAUCAUUGGUGGCAUCACAGGUCAUGAGAGCUAUGUCUCAGAAGAUAUUUGCUACCUCGACUUGAAGACUUAUACUUGGUCGAGGUCAUGGCGCUUCGUUCCUAGAUUCGAUCACUCUGCCUACGUAUGGAAUGAUCGGAUUUGGGUGUUCGGCGGAUUAAGUAGAGACAUGGACAAGAUAGGCGACCUGUGCUGGCUAGACUUGAAGGGUAGCCCGGAUUUUGAGUCUCCGCCUCAGAUUGGGGGUUCCGUCGACAGGCACACUAUAGCUAGCCGCUCAAGCGAUUCACCGCGGACCCCUUAUUCGCUAGGCUCGGCGCCGCCCCUUUCGGCCUCAGGCUUUGCAGCCAACAUCCGGGCAGCCCAAGUCAGCACUCCCUCAUUCCACUUGAAGAAGCAAGUUCCAAUGGCGCCCGGGGCCAUCUCUGUCCUAAGAUUCGUUUCCGGGGGCAAUGUUCCAUCGCAAGGUUCUGGCAUUCAUUUCCAUAUUUAUUCUUCCGGAAGUCUUCUGGACUUUGUCACCCCCGUCGCAACCAUCACCCCGAAGGAGUGUUCCCUUUCAGCUUUGGAUUUAAAUACUCUACGAUGGCAGAAACUGGCUGAUGGCCGUGAGAUUUUUAAGCCGGGCUAUCAAUGGCAUUAUUGCACGAUGAAUGAAGAUGGUACUAAGGCCUGGCUACUUGGAUGCCCUACUGACGCUAUCAAUGAUGUUGGUCCGGGUGGCUUUGAGGAGUAUCUAAGUGAUAUUAUGGAGAUUGACCUGCGACGCUACGGAUUUCUAGGAAAUAAUGCAGUUUCCGAGUCUCGAGCGGAGUAUUCUAGACCAACCGCGCACACCAGGGUUCAAGACCAGCCAUCGAAAGGGCUUGGUCACGAUCUUGCAAAACUCUUUAACCAACCGCCCGAGGCUGGAAGUGGAACAGACUUUAUCAUCACCGCUCUCGCCGGUGACGACUACGACGAUGACGAUAUGAUGGGUUCUAGUCUCAUCCGUGCAGGAGAGUCCCCGAUGGAUCAGAAUUGGCUCACACCAGACGCCCCUACUUCUGCUCCUAUCCAUGUACACAAGCUAAUCCUCCAAGCUCGAUGGCCUCAUUUUGCCCGUUUGUACAACGCGCAAAUGGCAGAAUUCCACACUAAAAAGAUGCACAUUCCAGAGCCUUACACAGUCGUCAAGGCUUUCCUAUACUACCUCUAUACGGAUAGCAUCCACUCUGAUGACGGCGCAACCGAUCUUUCAGACGUUGCCGGCCUAUUGGUAAUGUCAAAUAUCUACAAUAUUCCUCAUCUACGCCUCCUCUGCGUGAAUCGAUUAUCAAAAGAACUCGAUGUAGAGCACGCAUGUAUCAUUUGGUAUUGCGCAGGACUCGCGAGCGAGGAAUGGCUGCGCAAACGGGCCGCGUCAUUCUGCUUGACGCAUUGGGGCCGCAUAGUGCGGACUCAGGGGUUCCUACGUCUGCCACGAUCAGCUCUCGUUGAGCUGUCCCAGGAAAUCGAUAUGGAGGGUCGAGUCAUCGCGGGCGAAGAACUCGAGUACGUGGAUAACUGCCGCGGCCGGUUCGACACUUCUGGCGUCUCGCGGAAAGACAGCAUCAGUAGCGUCCACUCGCAGGCCCUGCCUUCGGACGUGGAUGACUCGGAAGGCAUGGAUAUGGCGUGACUCUUCAGGAUACUACGGCGAAGGAUUCACUUUGGACGGACUUGACUAUGCGAAUCCAGACAUUGAAUAAUGCUUUUUUUUAAUCCGCAUUUUCGGCUUACCUCGCAAGGGAAAGGGGGAUUGCAUUUUAUGGAUAUCCGAGGUGCACCUGGCGUGCACCCGGCACGAAGCAAUGGAUAUGAAUUCUGGGUUUUGCACGUCUGUUCUUUUCUAAACACGGGGUCGAUACAAAUAAACGAACGUCAACCGCGGAGAGGUUGUCGGACUUGGAUUUUUAAAUCAGCAUCGUUUGGCGUUCUGGGGACGGGGGUAGGGGGUAGGUUAGGUCGAGUAAGGUAGUCAGUCAACAACAGGUCAUCACAGAAGGGAAUCAAGGCAAGAUGCAUCGGGCUGGGAUAUGCUAAACUAGGUUGUUAAAGAAAGGGGGGCUUAUUUGUGCGUAUACGCCUGCGUGUAGCUUAUUCUACCUACAUAGGCAAUGGUUUAAUACUACUACUGCUGCUGCUCAA